Rhizoctonia solani is the source of this 687-nucleotide messenger RNA. RefSeq names its product Transposase. The transcript has a single exon. Lineage: Eukaryota; Fungi; Basidiomycota; Agaricomycetes; Cantharellales; Ceratobasidiaceae. Gene Ontology annotation, molecular function: nucleic acid binding. The record is from RefSeq and is a predicted model, not a curated record. The coding region runs from base 1 to 687 and encodes 228 amino acids.
AUGCCUAAAGCUUUGCCUCCCUCUGAUGUCCAGAAUGUUGUUGAUAAGCUCAAAAAAGGCCUUCACUUUUCAGAAAUUCACUCUCAAACUGGUGUCAGUGCUGGAAUUAUUAGCAGGAUAAGGGCAAUGCACUGUCCUGAGCUCCCCAAGCACUCUGGUGGCCACCCUUCUAAGCUCUCACCAACCAAUAUCUGCCAUGCCACCCACUUGUUGACUGGCCCUGCCCCCACAACCCCACACCUAGUUGCUCAAGAGCUCUCUAGCACAAAUGGGGUCCCUGUCUCAAGCCUUAAUGUGCAUUGGGCAGUGCAGAAAGCUGGUGUGGUACCUUUUGUCAAGCCCAAAAAGCCAGCUAUGACAAAGGAACAUAUCAAGGCAUGCUUUGAAUUUGUUAUGGCACACCAGCACUGGACAAUUGAUGACUGGAAGAGGAUCCAAUGGUCAGAUGAGACCAAGAUCAACAGAUUUGGGUCAGAUGGGCACCACUAUGCCUAUAAAGGGUUGGCUAGGCACCUCAGCCCCACCAGAUCAUCAAAACACCACAAGCAUGGAGGAGGCCAUAUCAUGAUUGGGGCAUGCAUGGGGUGGGAAGGCUCUGGUCUUAUGUGCAAGAUAGAUGGGUCUCUCACUGCUGUCCCCCAAAUUUGGGCUUGGGCCAGCAUGCAACCACUUGUACUGGUCAUGUGA